AUGGAAAUAUAUGCAAAUAUACACCCAGCCGGACAAUGGUGGCAUAUUCGGGGUCUAUUUGGGGCAGCGAUACGGGGAGCUGCCACUCCAGUGACAGUAGCCAGAGGCCUUGUGUACGCCAGAGCACGCAAUCUAUACCAAGCUCUGUGGGACGUCCUCUGGUGUCAGGCGGCGCAGAGAACUCAAACGACACCACCAAAUAAGCUAGAUCAGUGUUUUGGGACUGAUGUUCAUUUUAAUUCACUACUAGCUUUUGAUACUAACACGGGGAGGAUUCGUCGGCUAAGCAAUUCGGAGGAUACGAUGUUUUGUACUUUGAGUGUUUGGCUCCUAAUAAUACUGACUGCUCUCGUGGCCCGAAUUGGAUGCUCAUUUGGAGAGGCACCAAUGCUGCUUUCUAUAAGGUCGAGGAAAAGAUUGCGGGAAGUCGUUGUGGCUGUACAAAAAAGUGACUUUGUGUGGACUUUGGAUCACGACAACGGUGAUAUUGUUCGGCUCAAAGCAAGUUUUUUGAAUUAUUUGUUACCACGAAUUGGAAUGAAAUCAGGGCCAGGAAGCUUGAAUGGAGUGUGGGAUGCAGCCACUGAUGGAGUACGCUUAUGCACAAUUAUUGUCAAUGGCAAUGACCUCCCCUUCACCCUCCAACCACCUACCUGA
This is a messenger RNA of Fraxinus pennsylvanica, 657 nucleotides long. The record is from the annotation of a GenBank genome assembly. NCBI's taxonomy places the organism in Eukaryota, Viridiplantae, Streptophyta, Magnoliopsida, Lamiales, Oleaceae.